Dichomitus squalens LYAD-421 SS1 is the source of this 477-nucleotide messenger RNA. RefSeq lists its product as uncharacterized. Gene Ontology annotation, cellular component: cytoplasm. The coding region runs from base 1 to 381 and encodes 126 amino acids. Lineage: Eukaryota; Fungi; Basidiomycota; Agaricomycetes; Polyporales; Polyporaceae. The transcript is spliced from 3 exons. The record is from RefSeq and is a predicted model, not a curated record.
AUGCAGCCCGCGUUUGAUUCUAGGACGUUCGACGGCCUCCCUGCGGAUGACUAUCGGCGGACGUAUCAGCCGGACAACUUUCCGAACAUCGUGAAGCUCGCAGACGGCCUCGCUGCGCUCGCGAGGAAGCGCCGCGCCACUGCGGGCCAGGUCUCGCUCGCGUGGCUGCUCGCGCAGGGAGAGGACAUUGUCCCCAUCCCUCGGACCACGAACAUUCCCAACCUGAAGGAGAACCUUGGGGCAUUGGACGUCAAGCUGAGCCCGGAGGACGUGCAGGAGGUGCGGCGGAUUGCGCAGGCGAUGGAUGCGACGCAUGGUGAUCGCUACCCGACGGACCGCAUGCAGUACCUCUUCGCGGACACCCCGCCGCUGCAGAAGUGAGCUGCGCGUUCGAGUCGGCGGCUGUGGUUGUUGAUGUGUAAAGUAGCCUUCUGUUUGCACGGGCUUCUCUCUAGAUCUCGGGAAUCCAACCACUUC